This is a messenger RNA of Mangifera indica (mango), 1293 nucleotides long. RefSeq lists its product as uncharacterized. Lineage: Eukaryota; Viridiplantae; Streptophyta; Magnoliopsida; Sapindales; Anacardiaceae. Bases 100 to 768 code for a protein of 222 amino acids. The transcript has 2 exons. The record is from RefSeq and is a predicted model, not a curated record.
CUCCCUAUCUUCUUCGAUCACAAAUAUACCAAACUCUCUUUAAUUCAUUCAUUGACUUAUUUAUUAUUCAUUAUUUGCUUGUUUGUUGGGAUUUGAUCCAUGGCCGAGAAGAAAGACGCCCAUGUUGUUGAAAUCCCAGUAGAUGAAGAGCAUCAGAGCAAAUUAUUGUGUUGUAUGAACACAGUCACAACUAUUCAACAUCACCCUUUAAUGGAGAUUUCCCAGAGUCCUGGCUAUCUCUUGCUUCUGAAACUCUGGCAAAGAGACGAAGAUCUAUUUGGCCGGAGAAUGGCUAUCAAAGAGUCGAGAAUGGAUUCUAUCACAAGAGAAAUCUUUCAUCUUUGUUUCAUCUUUUUACUCUUCCAUGGCUUGCUCUUGACCAUGCUGUUUGCAUCUUCUGUGAAUGUGAAACAAGAGAAAAACUGUAAGAAAUGGUGGAUACCCUCUUGUUUGUCCUUGUUAACUUCACUUGUGUUUGUGUUUCUGGUUCAGGUUAAGCUUUACAGGUACUGGAAAGUGUGGAGGCAGUUGCAGAGAGCGAGGGGUGACAAUAGAGCUCUCACUAUGUGUAUUCAGGAACUGAGAAUGAAAGGGGCUAGUUUUGAUCUGUCAAAGGAGCUUCAAAGUGGAAAGAGAAUGAAGAGUUCAAGUGUUGAGAUCAAAUGGAAACCAUUCACUUGGUGUUCUCAAAAUUUUGUCACCAUUUGUCUUGUUGGUUUCUCCGGUUUGGUUUUUCCUGCUAGCAAGUUCAUUCUCUGUGGGUUCUGAUUGCAACAAUGCACUUCUUUUCAGAAUAGAAUUAUACAAUUCAUGAAUGUUACAAGAUUUCGGACGAGGCAAAGACCAUCAGGAGGAAGGAACUCUAAAUCAGUCUCUGUAGGGGGAUGAAGCAAAUUGGUCCGAUUAUUAUUAUUUUUAUUAUUAUAACAAAUUAUAGAAAUCAAUAGUCCCCAUCCUAAAAGUGGCUCCACUCUCCUGGUGCAGCAAAAUUUUGUAUUGAGAGAAUCUGGGGAAAUAAGUUGCUUGUAUAAUUUGUUAAUUGACUAAUUCUGUACAAUUGAGAAACAAAGAGAAAAAGUUUUGUUUCUUUCUUUCAUCAAUGAAAGAAACAAAACUUUUUCUCCCCCACAUUCUUUGCUUUCUUCCAGUCACAGUCACAGAUGUUUUGACAACUUUGGAAUUAUCAACCGGAUGAAAACAUCUUUCUACUUUGAUUUUAGAUAUUGAUUUUGACAAUAAUACUUAAUGUAUAAACAGUUGGAUAAUAAUAGAAACAAAAAAACUGAUGUGUUA